This is a messenger RNA of Spirodela intermedia, 927 nucleotides long. NCBI's taxonomy places the organism in Eukaryota, Viridiplantae, Streptophyta, Magnoliopsida, Alismatales, Araceae. The record is from the annotation of a GenBank genome assembly.
AUGGCUGCCGGAGAAUCCAGUCCGGCGACUUUCGGGCUCCUCGUCCUCAACCUCGCGCUGUACAGCGCCCUCGCCAUCGUCGCCGGCUGGGCCAUCAACUACGGCGUCGAGGAGACAGCCAAGACAGGUAAAAGCCGUAGGGGAGGGAGAAUGUUAAAUCAUCUUCCACGCUGGGCCUGAAUUGCCGUUUCCGCCGACGUGAACUCUGUCUGUAGCUUUCGUGAUCCCCGCGAGACUGUUCCCGAUCGUGUACCCAAUCGGGAACAUGGCCACGGGCUUCUUCGUCAUCUUCUCCCUCGUCGCGGGGACAGUCGGCGUCGUCACCUCGCUCGCGGGGCUCCACGGCGUCUCCGGCGGUGGCGUUCCUCGCCUCUCGGCGGCGGCGGCUUUCGCCCUCAUCUCCUGGUCCCUCACCCUCCUCGCCGCGGGGUCAGCAACCGACCUCUCCCCUUAACCAUGAGAAAAAGCUCAAAGCUCCCGCCCUAAAAACACAACCUUACUCACACCAUCUUUUUCUCUUCUUCUCUUAUCUCCGCCUGCAGCGUCGCCUGCAAGGAGAUCAGCAUCGGGUGGAGGGCGGCGAGCCUGGUAAUCGAUCAAUCAUUCUACUACUACAACUACUACUAACUACUAUUAACUACUACUAACUACUACUAACUACUACUAACUACUACUAACUACUGCUAACUACUGCUAACUACUGCUAACUACUGCUAACUACUGCUAACUACUGCUAACUACUGCUAUUACUACCACAACUACUACUGCUCAUGCAUUCAUGCCUUGGUCGUACCGCAGAGGACUCUGGAGACGCUGUCCAUCGUCCUCAGCGGGACCCAGCUGCUGUGCGCCGGAGCGAUCCACGCCGGGCUCACGGGGGCAGCGUCCACCCAGCGAAUGUCUGCUACGUAUGGCAGAGCGUUCUGA